Molecule: messenger RNA, 388 nt
Organism: Sinocyclocheilus rhinocerous
Lineage: Eukaryota; Metazoa; Chordata; Actinopteri; Cypriniformes; Cyprinidae
Product: fucolectin-5-like
Exons: 3
Source: RefSeq, a predicted model, not a curated record
AUGGCACGUGGACAAGAAGAGAAUGUAGCACUAUGGGGCAAAUCUAGUCAGUCAUCAACUUACGCGGGCUCUGGACCUGAAUUGGCUCUUGAUGGAUCGUUGACCAGCUGGACCCACACUAAUGAUCAGACCAACCCGUGGUGGAGAGUUGAUCUACUGAAAGUAUACAGCGUGAAAAGAGUCACCAUCACUAAUAGACCGAGCCUUGGUUCCAGGAUAAACGGAGCUGUGAUUCGUAUCGGGAACUUUCUUGACAUUUACAGCAACACCAUUGGCACGGCCACAUUCUCAUGCGGUGGGAUGGUGGGACGUUAUAUGGUUGUUCAUAUUCCUGGAAGUCGGAAGACUCUUAGUCUUGUUGAAGCUGGAGUUUACGGGACUUUGGCAG